Molecule: messenger RNA, 420 nt
Organism: Anopheles bellator
Lineage: Eukaryota; Metazoa; Arthropoda; Insecta; Diptera; Culicidae
Exons: 1
Coding region: 1-420 (139 amino acids)
Source: RefSeq, a predicted model, not a curated record
AUGUCGAUGAAUCCGUGCAAGAAUGGUGACCGGGAGAAGGAUCAGAACAACAACUUCGUCAACUCGACCGCCCACGGGGGCGCCGGGGUCGACCGGGAAGGGCGAGCCCGCCGGGCCGCUGCCCGCUCGGCGGUCGGCGAGGAAGGCUCCCAUCCUCAGCAGCAGCCGACACGCAACAGUGACACCCGAAGGGAUCAGCACAAUGGCUACUACCGGCCCGGUCAGCAGCGCGAUCACCAGCGAUCGCCGGCCGGCCGAGCAACAGGCGGUGCCGGUGGUGGCGGUGCGACGGGUGGCGGAGCGGGACCUCAGGUGACCGCCAAAGUGAUGUGGGGCAAUGUCAGUGCCAUCAAGGAGCUGCGCGAUAAGGAGCAGACCGAUCGACAGUACGGUACACGGGCCGCCGGGCGUCGUCAGUGA